Molecule: messenger RNA, 4723 nt
Organism: Spirodela intermedia
Lineage: Eukaryota; Viridiplantae; Streptophyta; Magnoliopsida; Alismatales; Araceae
Source: the annotation of a GenBank genome assembly
AUGACUCUGCUAACCAACCUUAUUCCACACCCUGACGAUAAAGUCCAAGACGUGUAUUCUAGCUUGCUAGAUCAAUUUCGGGAAUUCUUGAUUUCUAAAAUAAAUGAUAAGAACACUCUUCAUGUCCUUAGCCUAUGGCAAGACUGUGAUCAGCAUGACUAAAGAUAUUAAGGUUAAAUAUGGUCAGUCGCUAAGUAUACAUGAUACCUUUAACAUCGCUAAACUUGCCUAUGGUUAAGGAAAAAUAUAUAAUGUUGUGUAGAUCUUGAGUUGAAUUGUCCUCUACACGAGGAAAUACACUCUUUAGAAGUUUCCAAAUGAUGUUUGUGCUGCGUCCCUGGAUUGCGUAUUAUUUAGUUGUUCAACUAGUUCAACAUACAACUUGUGGGGACACCAACCUGAUUGUACUCUUCAAGACAAAUCCAUUGUGGGUAUGUUAAAUGAUAAAUGUGUUUUCAAUUCAGCUUGAGGAACUCAGUUUACAUUUUGCCUGGUCUUUCUCUGAUGCAAAAAGAGAAGUUAUAGGUUUCUGAGAAAACGUGCGCUGUUGCUGAAACUACGGCUUUAGGACCUUUGCAGUUGUUUAUUAUGUGGUUUACAUUUUAUACUUUCAUCAUAUGAAGAGACUUGUCAUUUAGUCCCCUUUUUUUUUGGGUUCUCCAAUUUAGCAUCCGGUCUAAUCUUUACUCUCUUUUUUUCAUGAUAAGUUCUCUAAAGUUUAUCUAUUGGUAAAGAAUUUCCUUAAAAUCUUCAUAUUUGUCAUUCUUUUCAGGUUGUAUCUCGGCAGAUGAUCAUGGAAACCGCCUAUUUCUCUCUGAUACCAACCACCAUCGAAUUAUUGUAACUGAUGGUGACGGGAAAAUUUUGGAUUGUGUAUGUGCAGUAAAAAGCAUUUCCCCGUGAAAUUUCUUUUUAAGAGAUUUUAUGGAUCAUUAUAGUUUCUUUUGAUAACAAGCUUCCAUAUUAUCUAGGAACGAUUCUCUGCCAUGUCAUUCUAAACAGAAAUGUAAACUUUUACUACAUAGUUUACUGUGAUGCUGCCUCUAUCCGGUGGUCGAUAGAGUGUAGCGUUCCUCUCUUUUUUUCUUGAGGGAGGCAUACGGCUUUCUACCCUACAUACUGGGGUUCCCCCCAAAGCUAAAUGGAAUUUUUACCCUUGUGGUGAUCUUCAGAAACCUUUUCUAGCUGACGCAGCUCUACUAGCUGCUGGUAAUGCUGCUCUGGAUGCCCCAGAAACUCCCACAGGCAGCUGUCAAGCUGCAGGCUUUGGAGUCCUCAAAACCCCCCCAGCAAUCCUGGCUCAAUUGCUCGGAGCUUUGUCUUGUACUGGCGCAAUCCUUUGAUGUGCUAGGAUGAUUAUGUUGAACUGGUUAACUUUGUUUUUUUCAGAUUGGAUGUUCUCCUGGUUUUGAGGAUGGCGAUUUUGAUUCUUCUAAGAUGCUGCGCCCUGCUGGCUCACUUUACCAUGACGGUGAAGAUUGCUUAUACUUUCUGGACACAGAGGUACAAUGUGUGUUAAUUAAAUUCAAUCGGCUCACAAAGCAUGCUAAAUUCUGUCAGGAUUUUACUAUUAUGGGAUCUUAGAUUUCUACUUUUCUAAAUUCUACUUGCUUAUUGGCAUGCAAAAUAUUGGUUGCUCAUAUGUUUCAUCAAAUGUCAGAGUUUUAGAACCAUGGUUUAGCAAAUUAAAGAAAUUUUUUAUGGUGUGUAAAUUAUUGAAUUAUAUCAGAAAAAAAAUCAUUUUUCGCGGAGUUAAAACUUAGCCGUGAGAUGUAUUCGAUUCAAUUAAUUGAUGAAACAAAUCUCAGAAGCAUCUUGUGCUCUUAUAUUGCUGCGAGACACUAUCACUCAUUGGAGCUUGUACGAUCGAAUUAGUAGAGACAGAAAAGUUGUAUGGGAACUGACAGAAGUAAACAAUAUGGACUUUAAAGAAACAGCAUCUGGUCUUUUCCUCUGGUAGCACGUGUUUAUUAGGAUUCAAACUCAUUUCAGCAACUGAAAUAAUAAGAUAGUACAAAAUAAGGCACUUGGCACUUCUCAGGUAAAAGACAGCCUAGAAAACUUUCAUCGCACGUACUAUUUUCUUGGUUGCGGAAGAACCAUUAUGAAUGAGAAAGGAGGAGAUAACCUUAGGGCAUGCCCAUUAACUAUCUUGCAGCUCUGCUUUCGCUUAUCUAUUACCUAGCUGAUUACUGUUUUUGCUUGAAUUCUGGUUACUUUAUCCUAGCUCGCAAUGCACUGGAUGUUGAGUCUGUCACUAUUUGUGAUUUUGUUUCAUUUUAAUUCGUAAAGAAUUGUGCAGUCAGGAGAGCUGAUCUAGGAAAAAGAGUACUGGAAACCUUGUAUCCUGCGCACGAUAAAAAAGUUUCAGGUGUAUGGAGCUGGAUUUUGGAUAAACUUGGAGUUGGAAGAAAAUUUAACAUAGAGGCUACUGAGUCUGAUAAGAAUUUGCUUUCAUGUCCCUGGCAUCUGAUGAAGUCUGGGGAGGAUGAUCUUCUUGUCUUCAGUCGUAGGUAGUGUUUCUUUCUUGUUCAUCCUAUUAUCUGGUUAUUUUCAUUUAUUGCAAGCGUUUGGCUUGCUCUCAAUUUAUGUGAAGAUCAAUAUUUCCUAUGUCGAUGUCAUUGUAAAAGGAAAUUCCUGUAUCACCCUUAAUUCCUUUUCUCAAUGAAAGGAAAAGCAAGGUACAUUUCUUUUUAUCUGCUUCUGGACACAGUAAUGUUUGUAAGAUAGUUUUGAGGAAUGAAGUAUGUAGGUUUAAUUUCAUAUAGGGUUUAAGGAUACUGCGGUCGCCAUAAGUCAAAGUGUGUUGUCACAGAAAGAGAAGCAGCAUAGUUUCAGUCUCCUGACUUCUGUUCACCUUUGACCUAUUCUAGCAUAUAUGUGAACACCACCUUUGCAGCUCAACCUCCUCUCUCUCUCUCUCUCUCUCUCUCUCUCUCUCUCUCUCUCUCUCUCUCUCUCUCUCUCUCUCUCUCUCAUCAGUUCACGUGCUCCAGAGGCCCCAUGGGUCUUACCUUCAAACUUUUUAUUUUUUGUUAUAUGACGUGUUUUUAAAUUAGAUGAUUGCGAGAUGAUCUCUAGAUGGGUAAUCUUUUCCAUUGCCCAUAUGCAGUUUUGAAACCUUAUGGGUGAUGAGCAUGACUAGUGGGGAGAUCAAAGAAGUCCACAAAGGUAUGUGUGGCUUUGUUCGCAAUACCCAGAUUGUCAAUUCUCUGCUCUUUAAUAGACUCCGACCUGAAAUUUUUUACAGGAUUUUCAAAUAUCAUGGAGACCCACGGGAAGAUAAUUAUGGAAAGGGCUUCUCUUCUAAAGGAGAUUAUCACGGAUGCGGAGAACCCAAGUCUUGAUCUUUGUUCUUCAUCACAGAAGAUCCCAUAUCCUGGUCUGAUGUCAUCGAUAGCUAACCUCCAGCAUGACAUCAUAUCCUGUGAUCCAGGUAGACAAACUAAACACUUUGCCUUUCUUCGGUCAAGAUCGCUCACCAGCUUUGACAUGGCAAAACGGCAUCACUAACGUUCUUUCUGGCUUCAGUGGGUCAAAGGGUUUGUAAGUAUCAGAUGGGUUCCAGAGACGUGACAAACAUCCAAUUUACCAAUUUUGGCGUUCUUGGCUUGCCAUAUUGGAUGCCAUGCCCACUAGAAAAUGUAGCUUUCAGGUUGCCUGCCCAACCGAUGUCUUUUGGUGUGAAGACUUUGAUUCAUGUUCAUGUUCGCCUCACAUAAUUGGUGCUUCUUUCAGUGGAAACCCCCAUGGAGAGCAAUCUAGUGAUCAUCUUCAGUGCUUCAACGUGCUGCCAGGUAUCCAGCUACAGCACCCUCUUGAUGGAGAUUGAGCCUGCUUUGAUAUGAACAGUCAUCCUCGGAGCAUUUCUGUGCAAGCUCUUUUUUCUCUCUCCUUUUUUUAGUAGGUUGUGGCAUUCCAAUGCGGCAGCUGUGUUCUCAUGGCCGCCCCUCGUGCAGGGCGGUGUGACAUAAGGGUGAAGGUGCGUGUCCCAGAGGGCACCGCGCUUGCUGCGCCAUUGCUGGAAAGUUGCAUCUGGCGGCAGGCCAGGGGAGCUGCCGCCGAGAUUUCUGCGCCGGAACUGGCGGCGGCAUCAGUGGAUAAGGCAUCAAUCUCCAUUUUUAGAAAUGAUGGUACUUUCAGCUCCUUGCUUACCUCGGUGAUUUGACGAUUUCUUUCUGGGUUCUUGAAGGUCGGCGCCGCCCAGAAGUGGUUCGAUGAGCUGGAUAACCUUGCCUUCUCGCCCGCCCCGGAUGGUUCGACCAUGCAAAGUCAAGAGACUGGCGCAAUGAAAAACGCCGUUGACUCCAACUCUGUGCACAUUGAUUGCGCCGUCAACACCAGCCCGGGGACAAGCGAGGUAUCUCAAAAUCCAGGAUAUGCAGUGAUUAUAUUUUCCGAGUUGACUUCUGAUCGCUUUGUUUGGACCACCCAGGUUGUUAUUUCUGCAGUCUUAUAUCUGAAGCUUGAAGAAGCUGGGGAUUCUCUGGGGAACAAGGUCAGAGAAAGUGCGAGAAGACUUCUAGCCCUGGAGGAGAAGUCAGAGCACGAAGCAUGCGUUGAUCUGCUGCUGGAAUCGCGCGAGGACGUGAGAGAGAUCGUCUUCAUGAAGCCCUUGCGUUUGAGACUACGAUUGGACUGCGGAGACUAUCUUCCCGCCACGACGUCCAAAGAGCUUCUUCCCACCGACUGUUCGCUAGAAGUCAACGUCUCUCUAGUUUAG